Messenger RNA from Zasmidium cellare ATCC 36951, 522 nucleotides. RefSeq lists its product as uncharacterized. Gene Ontology annotation, molecular function: hydrolase activity. Lineage: Eukaryota; Fungi; Ascomycota; Dothideomycetes; Mycosphaerellales; Mycosphaerellaceae. The record is from RefSeq and is a predicted model, not a curated record. The transcript has a single exon. Bases 1 to 522 code for a protein of 173 amino acids.
AUGUCCAGCGAAGAUGGCCGUACCAAGACGGUGCUCUGCCACGAUGUAUAUGGCAACACUCACGAAACACCUAUUGACCAGCUACAAUGGCGGCCAUCGGCCUAUGGAAUCGUGAUCAAAAACGACACGGUGCUUCUCCUCAAGCAAUUCGGCAACAAGUAUGACCUUCCAGGCGGCGGCGUCGACAUUGGCGAGGAUCCGAAGGAGGCUGUUAUUCGUGAAGUCCAGGAAGAAACAGGAAUCACCGUAAAGCGACCACACCUACUCGGAAUGGAGUCGAAUCUGUUCCGUGCGGCUCAUUCUACGGACAAGUCUUUCCACAGUUUGCUGCUCUACUUUAGAUGUGAGUAUAUCGCGGGCGAACUGUCUCUGAGAGGUCUGGACGAAUAUGAGCAGAAGUACGUGCUAAAAGCGGAAUGGAUCCCUCUGAGCAGCCUCGACGAGGUUGAAGUUGGGAGUACCGUGGAUUUCAGGCCGCAAAUUCGACAGUGCAUCUCGGGAAACACGACGACGCUGGUCUGA